Molecule: messenger RNA, 1431 nt
Organism: Aspergillus fischeri NRRL 181
Lineage: Eukaryota; Fungi; Ascomycota; Eurotiomycetes; Eurotiales; Aspergillaceae
Product: pre-mRNA-processing factor 19 family protein
Exons: 5
Coding region: 1-1431 (476 amino acids)
Biological process (GO): protein ubiquitination; mRNA splicing, via spliceosome; DNA repair
Cellular component (GO): U2-type catalytic step 1 spliceosome; cytoplasm; Prp19 complex
Molecular function (GO): ubiquitin protein ligase activity; protein binding
Source: RefSeq, a predicted model, not a curated record
AUGCUGUGCGCAAUUUCGGGAGAGGCACCGCAAGUGCCAGUCGUCUCGCCCAAGAGCGGCAGCGUGUUCGAGAGACGUCUCAUCGAGGCAUAUAUUGCCGAAAACGGAAAAGAUCCAGUAAAUGGAGAGGAACUCUCGGUCGACGAACUCAUCGAAAUCAAAAGCCAACGCGUUGUCCGGCCCCGACCUCCUACCCUUACAUCCAUUCCCUCAUUGCUCAGCGUGUUUCAAGAAGAAUGGGAUGCGCUGGCGCUCGAAACUUACACAUUGCGUCAGACCCUUGCCCAGACGCGGCAGGAGCUGAGCGCAGCUCUCUACCAACACGAUGCUGCUGUACGAGUCAUUGCGAAGUUAACAAAGGAAAGAGACGAAGCUCGCGACGCUUUGUCCAAGGUGACUGUUAGCGCCGGUCGCGCCGGAGGUGAAGAAGCUAUGCAAAUAGACUCAACCGGCUUACCAGACGCUGUACUUGCAAGAAUUGAAAGCACACAGGCGUCGCUGUCCAAGACACGUCGCAAGCGACCUAUUCCCGAAGGCUGGGCUACAAGCGACGCCCUUUCUACAUAUAAGCCCACUGAGACGUCCGAGCCUCUCUGCCAAGGCGGCAAGGCCCUAGCCAUUAACGCGGCCGGGGACAUGGCUCUCGUAGGGGGUGCUGAUGGCACUGUCGGUGUCUACUCCCUGUCCGAGAAACGUGUCGUUGGUAAUCUGCAGACAAGCGGCCCGGUUACCAGUGCUGUAUGGGCUGGUGACAAGGCAGUCAUUGCGUCCUCUACGGGUGCCGUCCAGGUCUUUGAGAAUGGCAAAGAACUGGCGAACUUUGGUUCUCAUGCUGGUUCAGCAACGGAUCUUGCUCUUCAUGCUACUGGCGACAUAGUCGGCUCCGUUGGCGUUGAUAAGAGCUAUGUGUUGUAUGACCUGACAACUAACUCUGUCAUCACUCAAAUAUUCACAGACGCAUCUCUUCAUACCGUCGCAUUCCACCCGGAUGGGCAUCUCAUCGCUGCUGGUGGCGCAGACGGUCAGAUCAAGAUUUUCGACGUUAAGUCUGGCGCCGCGGCCGCCAACUACGCCAUGUCUGGUUCCGUCAAGUGCCUUUACUUCUCCGAGAACGGCACGUUCCUUGCUGCAGUGGCAGAUAACUCGACUGUUCUGUCCAUCUGGGAUCUCCGCAGCUCGAAGGAGAUCAAGGUUCUGGAGACGGGCAGCCAGAUCGAUUCUAUCUGCUGGGAUUACACUGGGCAGUUCCUUCUAACUGGUGGCCCCAGCGGAGUGACCGUUCAGCAAUACUCGAAAGCGUCCAAACAAUGGUCGGAGCCUUUGCGCAGCGCGGUGCCAGCAGUAGCAGUGGCUUGGGGCUCUGCUGCCCAGAGCAUUGUGGCAUUGAACAGCGAAGGUGGAGUCACAGUUUUGACAGCCCAGGAGUCAUGA